Sipha flava (yellow sugarcane aphid) is the source of this 1753-nucleotide messenger RNA. Its product is annotated as cytochrome P450 6a2-like. The record is from RefSeq and is a predicted model, not a curated record. Bases 172 to 1701 code for a protein of 509 amino acids. The transcript is spliced from 5 exons. Gene Ontology annotation, molecular function: oxidoreductase activity, acting on paired donors, with incorporation or reduction of molecular oxygen; heme binding; monooxygenase activity. Lineage: Eukaryota; Metazoa; Arthropoda; Insecta; Hemiptera; Aphididae.
CGCGAGUGCGCGCGCGUACAAGUCGAACCGGUUAUUGGGCGCGUAGUUCCGCAGCGCGUCUAGAUAGGUCCGCGCGUACGUGGCAAACAUUAUUGCGUAGGACUUCGGCGACGAACGUUUUAUACAUUAUUUACGUGGCCGGAGGAGUUGUCCGUGCGUAAACGUUUCGCCAUGACGUGGUGGUCGGAUUCGAUUUUACAGGUCUCCGCGGCCGUCGCGGUCGCCCUGCUCCUGUGGUACAGGUAUCUGACGUGCACGUACGGCAAGUGGAAAGGGCUCGGCGUGCCCGGCCCCGAGCCCGAAGUGUUCUUCGGUAACUUCGCCGACAUAGUCAAGGGCCGUACUCCGUUGGUCGCGUUCGUGCACCAGCUAUACAACCGCUACCACGGCCGACGGUACUUCGGCGUGUACGGCGGCCGUGAGCCGUUGCUGAUCAUCCGCGAUCCCGGCAUCGUGCAUGACGUCAUGGUCAAGGACUUCAGUUCGUUCUACGACCGGACCGCCGACGACGUGUCGUUCAAGCACGACAAGCUGUUCAACCAUCUGUUCAACAUGCGGGGCGAACAGUGGAAAGCGCUCAGGUCCAAGCUGAGCCCGACUUUCACCACCACCAAGCUCAGGUCCAUGAUGGCCGACAUAAACGAUUGCAGCCGUCGGUUGAUCGACAAUCUUAACGAACAGAUCACCAAGAACAACGGAAUAGUCGAUGUGAGCGAAGUAUCGGCUCAGUUAACAACCGACACUAUAGGUCGGUGUGCCUUUGGACUUGACUGCAACUCAUUAGCAGACCCGAAUUCAGAAUUCCGGCGAGCUGGUCGAGACAUAUUUAAGACUACAUGGAAGAUAGUGAUAUUAGAUUUCAUCCGAACAAUUGGCUUAGGUAGACUAUUGGACUUAUUCAGAAUGAGAGGAUUGCCUGAUCACAUAUAUGACUUCUUCGAUAAUCUACUCGAGACAACAAUGAAACAACACGAAUCUGGAGAGAACUCCCGUAAUGAUUUUAUAUCGGUUUUAGUGAAAUUGAAAAACGAUGAGAAACAAAAUGAACAAAACAAAAAACUUUUCACCGAUGAUAUAUUAUCUGCAAAUACUUUCAUAUUCUUCGUUGCGGGUUAUGAAACUUCAGCUUCGACAAUAAGUUAUUGCUUAUAUGAAUUGGCUAAAAAUCAAGAAGUUCAAGAAAAGUUACGACAACAAAUCAUGGAAACACUAUAUGCCAACGAUGGAAAACUAUCUUACGAUAUAAUUAAGGAUAUGAAAUACAUGGAUAUGGUGAUAAAUGAAACAUUAAGAAUGCAUCCACCGGUUCCCGUAUUAAACCGAGUAUGUUCCAAGAAAUACACAAUAGCCGAUAGUAAUGUCACUUUUAACGUCGGCGAUAAGUUAAUGAUACCGAUAUAUGCAUUACAUCAUGAUCCUAACUAUUAUCCAGACCCAGAAGUAUUUGAUCCCGAACGAUUUACAGAUGAGAAUAAAAAUUCCAGGCCACUCGGUACAUUCAUUCCAUUCGGAGAUGGACCAAGGAUUUGUAUUGGUUUACGAUUUGCGAUGGUGGAAAUCAAAACGGGACUGUCAGAAAUGUUAUCUAAAUUUGAAGUAUCUACAUGUGACGAUACACCGAAUACGAUUAAAUUUAAACCAAGAUCUUUUUUACUCACACCAACUGAACCAAUUCGCUUAUCUUUUAAAAAAAUCGAAUAAUUGUAAUUUUAUUAUAACAUAUUUAUUAUAAAUUUAAAUCUUAGACUAAAUG